AUGUCGCGAAGCCACUUCCAACGCCCCGAGGCCGCCCUCAAGCGUGCCGAAGAACUCAUAGCCGUUGGGAAGGAGCAGGAUGCGCUCGAUGUCCUUCAUGACACGAUAAAGGCCCGCCGCCACAAGCAGCAAUGGUCCCAGACGCACGAAGACAUCAUGAUGAUGCACGUCGGCCUCUGCGUAACGCUGCGCAAGCCCCAAGUCUGCAAAGAUGCGCUCUUUCAAUACAAGGCCCUGUCGCAAACUGUCGCGGUCACCUCGCUGGAGAAAGUGCUCACCCACGUGCUCGAUCUCGCUCGAAAGCGCGCCGAGGAGGCCCAGAAGUCGUCGAUUGACAAGGUCGAAGAGAUUGACGAUCUCGAUUCUGGCGACAAUCCGGAGCACCUGCUCCUCUCCGUCGUCUCCGGCCACCUGGCCCAAGAUCGCAUGGACCGCACGGUGCUGGCCCCGUGGCUGCGCUUCAUGUGGGACAGCUACCGGAACUCGCUCGAGCUGCUGCGGAACAACCACCAGGUCGAGGGCCUCUACAACAAGAUCGCCCAGGCCUCGCUCGACUUCUGCCUCAAGUACCAGCGCCGCGCCGAAUUCCGCAAGCUGACCGACCUGCUGCGUGGGCAUCUGAUGCAGAUCCAGCGCCAACAACACUUGGCUCACGGUGUGAAAUUGAAUUCGCCCGAGUCGCUGACGCUGCUCCAGGAAACCCGGCUCAAGCAGCUAAACACGGCCAUCCAAAUGGAGCUCUAUCAAGAGGCCUUCAGAUCGGCCGAAGACGUGCACGGCAUCAUGCAGCUCUCCAAGGACAAGGAUCGCCGUAUGGUCCGCCCGGCCAUCUGCUCCACCUACUACACCAAGCUUGCCGUGGUCUUCUGGAAAGCUGGCAACUACCUGUUCCACGCGGCCGCGCUCCUCCAAAAAUUCACCAUCUGCAAGGACCUGCGCAAGAACUGGACCCCCGAGGAGGCCCGCGAGCUCGCCACAGCCGUUCUGCUCGCCAUUCUCUCGAUCCCGGAGGGCGCCGAUCACCCGUCGCUCUUCAAGCGGGCGCUCGACCUCGAGGUGUACCACGGCGUCAAUAUGAGGGUCCUCUCGAACCUGCUCGACCUCGCCAUGAUCCCGUCUCGCGCAAGCCUCCUUCGCGAAGCCGCACGCCAGGGCAUCAUCGAAUCGGCCGACGAGACCGUGGUCAAGCUGUACGAACUGAUGGAGAUGAGCUACUCGCCAAAUGAACUGUCCAAGAAAGCUGCCGAGGUUUUGACCGUCCUGCAGGGCCAGCCCGAAUCCGCGCCGUACACCGAGGCCCUGCAAUAUUCCAUCGCUGUCAAGGUCUUGAAUCUGGGUUCUCGCCUCUACCAAGUCAUGUCCUGGGCCAAGCUGCGCCGGCUCCUUCCUUCUUUCGGAGAGCUCGAGAUCGAGUUCUUCCUGGCCGAAGUGAGCAAGAUGCGGCUGGUUAAGUUCACCAUCGAUCAUCGCAACGGCCAGCUGAACUUUGACGAGCCGGUCGGCGACACGCUCGCCGGCGGAUUUGAUGAAAGCGAUCAUCGCUCCGGCCACAACUUGCGCACCCAUCUCGAGGUGCUGUACACGAAGCUGCAAGACUUUGACCUGAUGUUCACCGGCGAGAAGAAGCGCGAGGAGGCCGUCGACAGGAUCAAGAGGCUCGUCGGCAUCUACAAACACCACAAGGACGCCGACUCUGACCGCUUCCACCAGCGCCGUGUCAAGAUCGAACGCAACAAGGAAGCCGGCGAGCGCCAAGUGCAAGAACUCAAGGCCCAGGCCGACCGCGAGCGCCAGCAACGCGCCGAACGUCAACGCCAGGAGGACAAGAUCCGCCUGGAGAAGGCGCGCAAGGAUCAAGAGCUCCGGCGCAAGGAGGCCGAGAAAGAUGAGGUCGAGAAGAAGAUACGGAUGGAGAAGAUGCGCAAGCUGCUGCAGAGCUCGCUCUACAAGGACGUCCUAUCGAAGUACACCGAGGACGAGCUGGCCAAUAUGGACCCGGAGGAGAUCAUGCGUGAGCAGCGCAUCGACAUGGACAACAAGCGCCAGGCCACGCAGAAGCGCCUCGAGCAGCAGGACCGCAAAUUCGACCACACGGUCCGUGCCGAUCACAUUGAAGAGGCCAUCGAACGUCGUGCCCGCGAUUGCCGGCGUCAAGAGACCGUGCCCAAGCUGUUCAACGCCUACGAGGAGCGCCGCAUCGCCAAAAUCAUGGCUGCCCGCGAAUUCGCCGUCAACGUUUGGGGCAAGCUGCAGACGGUUGCCGAUGAGGCGAACGCCUGGAUGGCCAAGGUGAAGGUCGACAGGGCUGGGCACUUUGAGGCCAAGAUGAACGACUUCAAGGAGAAGCUGAAGGCCGUGCGCGAGGAUCGGUUGGCGUCGAGGGCGCUGGCACGCCGCGAGGAGCGCCGGCGGCAAUGGCAACAGGACCGGAUCGAGGCUGAGGCUCGCCGGAAGAAGGAGGAAGAGAUGCAGCGGGAGCAGCUGCAAGAGGAACAGCGCCGGGCUGCCCGUGGAGAUCGCCCGGAUCAUCACCACCGCCGCGAGCGUGACGAUGAGCCCUCGCGUGCGAUGGCCGACGACAACUGGCGCGCCGGUGGCGGCGAGUCGAUUGUGCGCCGCGUGGAACGCGAGCGUGAGCGUGACUUCGGAGGAGACCGGGACCGUCAACGCCCGUCGAUGGCGCCGCGUGAGCCUCGUCAGCAACCGACUGCCCCUGCCGACGCGGACAACGCCUGGCGCGCCGGGGCCCGCCCGCAAGCUGCCCGCCAUCCGGAGCCGCCUCGUCAUGCACCUGAUUCGCAUCGCCGCGAGCCUGUUCAUCACCAUGUCGCCGCCUCGGUGGCCGACACUGAAGACAAAUGGGCACGUGGCAAUGUUGUGAAGCGCCAGCCGCCUCCCACUUCCGCCCCGCCUCCGGACCCGGCGCCUUCCGCCCCUGUUGCUGCCGCGCCGCCGGCCGCCCCGAAGAAGAGCGCCUACGUUCCACCACAGCGCAGGCAGGCCAUGGCCGCUGCUCAACCAGCUCCAGUUCGUCGCCAAGAAGAGGAGGUGGAUGCCGAGGGCUUCACGACCGUCAAGACGAGCCGUGGGCCCCCGCGCUCCACGCCCACCCCGCCGGCGCCUUCGUCCUCCUCUCAUGAGCCUCCUCGCGGCGCUCAAAUCCUGCGACGUCCGCCCGGUGGCCCCGCGAAAUCUGCCGACGCCGACUCGGACUGGCGCAACGUCGCCAUGUCGGACGUUGACAUGAAGGAAGAUUACGACAUGAAUUAUGAGGAUGGGGACGGGCAAGAAGAAGUGGAAGAAGUGCCCGAAGCGAAGAAAAAGGUUUACGUCCCCGGGGUCAGCCGAGCACUACAAGAGGGCGAGGAGCUCGAGUUCGACCCCGAAGCCUACAAGCUGUUUCACACUUUUAAUACAAACUGGCCGUGCCUGUCGUUUGACGUUGUGCGCGACAACCUGGGCGAUGCACGCGAUAAAUGGCCGAUGGAGAUGUACAUCGCCUCCGGCACGCAAGCCGAAAAGCCCAAGCUCAACGAGAUUUUCGUGCUCGGCGUCAAGAACCUGAUCGGAAACGACGCGAAAGACGACGACGCCUCUUCAUCAGACGACAGCGACGAUGAGGGCGAGGAAAAAGAAGAUAAGCAAGCCAUCCUGCACUCCGUCUCCAUCCCCCACUUUGGAGACGUCAAUCGGACGAAGACCGCACGCCUUGGAGACGCCAACGUGCUCGCCGUGUGGAAUGGGCAGGGCAAGGUGCAAUUGUGGAAUAUUACAGAAGCCCUAAACAUGGCCAGCCAAAUGACGGGCAAAUCGGACAACAAGGUGCUCAAGGACCAGAAGCCGCUGUUCUCCUUCUCCGGCCACAACAACCAGGGAUACGCGCUCGCGUGGAACCCGCAGGAAUUGGGUCAAUUGGCGUCCGGCGGCCAGGACCGCAGCAUUUUCAACUACCACAUGCAGGAGGGCGGCUCGUGGGUCGUCGAUUCGAAGCCGUUGCGUGGCCAUACGAACUUCGUCGAGGACGUGCAGUGGAGCCCGGCGGACAAGUCGAUCCUCAUCUCGUGCAGUGGCGAUCAAACAGUGCGAUUAUGGGACACGAGGAUACCGGCCAAGGAUGCGUGCAUCUGCGUCGUCGAGAAUGCGCACGAUGACGACGUGAAUGUGCUGUCGUGGAACCCGAGCCCGAUGAACCCCUUCAUCCUGACGGGCGGCGACGAUGCGGCGCUCAAGAUUUGGAGUCUUCCAAGUCUGCGGACGGGCCAACCGGUGGCCGUGUUCAAGCACCACACGAAGCCGAUCACCUCCGUCGAAUGGCACCCCAGCGACGACACGACGUUCAUGGCCUCGUCGGAAGACGACCAGGUCUCCAUUUGGGAUGUCGCCAUGGAGGCCGACUCCGCCGCCGACGAGAUUGACGGCGUGCCCUCGCAGCUGCUCUUCCUACAUUGCGGACAAUCGGAGGUCAAAGAGGUCCAUUGGCACCCCCAGUGCCCGGGCGUGGCCAUCUCCACCGCGUUCGACUUCAACAUCUUCAAGCCGAUCAAUUGU
Molecule: messenger RNA, 4548 nt
Organism: Mesorhabditis spiculigera
Lineage: Eukaryota; Metazoa; Nematoda; Chromadorea; Rhabditida; Rhabditidae
Source: the annotation of a GenBank genome assembly